Messenger RNA from Gallus gallus (chicken), 2393 nucleotides. It is a transcript of the gene PKIG, whose product is annotated as protein kinase (cAMP-dependent, catalytic) inhibitor gamma. Bases 1189 to 1593 code for a protein of 134 amino acids. NCBI's taxonomy places the organism in Eukaryota, Metazoa, Chordata, Aves, Galliformes, Phasianidae. The transcript has 4 exons. Gene Ontology annotation, molecular function: cAMP-dependent protein kinase inhibitor activity. Gene Ontology annotation, cellular component: cytoplasm; nucleus. The record is from RefSeq and is a predicted model, not a curated record. Gene Ontology annotation, biological process: negative regulation of cAMP-dependent protein kinase activity.
GUGGGACUGUUGGGUACUUUCCAGCCUUUGCUGGAAAGGUGAAGUGAAAGCAGGGGCUUUUCUUCCUGGGGAAAGGAGUCUGUGGGGAUCCAAACGGCCCAGGCAUGCUGGAGGGGGCAGAGGGGGUUUCUGUGCCCAUCACGGGUGGGAACAACACACAGGUCCUCCUAGGAUGUGGGUACAACAGCAGCUGUGAGGCUGUUACAGCUGAAGGGUUUCAAGUGCGUGCUGUUACUGUGUUCUGGAAUUUCAGCCCUUAGCAGAUCUUCCACGCAGCCACGGUUUCGCUCACGUAAAAGUAAAUUCACGUACAAAGGUGGUUUAGACAAGAGGUUGGGAGAAAGCAGAAAUAAAAGUAGUGGUGGGGUGGAGCUUUUUGCAGCACUGAAGGGGUCUCUGUGGUGCACCAAGGGUAAAAGUGCUUGGGUGGGCAGCGGGCUGCUCUAUGCAGAGCCACAUCUUCCCAUAUAAGGAUGAGCUUUGGGAGGGGAAAAUGGGAAAGGCAACAGCUCAUGUAGCCAGGACAGGCUCUGUGCCUGCCCCAAAUCUGGCUCAGCUCCUUUCGCUGGAAAGGCACUUUUAGGGUAUCCCAGCUCUGCACCAACAGAGAUGCUGGGAGCCACUAACCCUGCACAUCUGGGGGCUGCCCUGGCUCUGUCUCCCUGCACCCGGUGGCUGCCCGCCAUGGGGACAGCAUGAAGCUGUGGGAUGUGGAAAACAAGCUUGACCUGGGAACCAAACACAAACACAAUCGCUGUCACGGCAACUGUCUCCAAAUGCACGGAGAGACCAAUUAUUUCCAUUAAGAAAUAAUGAAGAAGCUGCAGAAGAGACUCAUAAUGCAGAUGAGGUUUGGAUGCUGAGGGGAGGGAGGAGCCCUGGGAACGCUCAGUUGUCAGGGAACACUGUGAUGUUUUCCAUGGUGGAGGAUAACGACUGGCAUCCCUGUGCAGCCAACGUGAGGCUGGAGUGUGAGCCAGGCCAGUGCUGAGUGACGCUAAUGAAGCGGUGUCAGUGUGUGCUGGGGGGAGCUGAGUAAUGUUCCCUGCUCCCCUGGGACUGCUGCAGCACGUCAGCCUGCCCCGGUGUUAGGAGCUGUCUGACACUGUGAAACCCUGCCAGGGCAUCUCCUGUGUCUGCUGGGAGCCAGCCUCUGCUGUGCGGUGCUGGCUGCCGUAGGGGGUGAGGAUGUCCAAGCAGGACUUGAAGGCACCCUUUACCGUGUCGUGCCACCUGUGCCACAGAGAGCUGAACAGGAUUUCCUCUGACACAAAAGUCUUCUGCAGUUUGUGCAAAACCAGGUUAGAGACAGAGCAAAAUUCUGAGGAGAAUGUGAGGAUUUUGAAGGAGUAUAGAGAUGCGAUGGAGGUAGAGUCCAGCACAUACACAGACUUCAUUUCCUGCGACAGGGCUGGCCGGAGGAAUGCUGUCCAUGACAUCCAGAGGGAUGCAAACACCAUCAGCAUGCGCAAGCUGACCAAGGACAUCAGCGAGCUCGGCGUGGAAGGGGCAGAGAGUGAAGAAGCCAGCACCUCUUCUGAGUGCGACCCUGCAGCAAGACCUAAGGAGCAAGAAAGCAAACCCUCCCCGUGAGAGUGCACAGAGGGUGGGAUGGGGCAGCAGGAGGGGCUUACUGUGAAUGUUAAACAAGAAUUUGUUAUUAAAUCUGUGGACAAAAGCCAACCAGGACCAGCGAGAUGUCUGUCACAUGCCUCUGCUGCAGCUGUUUUGUUUCAAGAACUGCAAGAUACUGCACAAGGACUGGCACCUCCAAAAGACUUCUGCUCCCAUCCCUCAUGACUUAGAGCAACACUGCAGUGUUUGUAGUGAUAUGAGCCAUCCUCAAGAUGCCUUAGCUGCAAUUUUCCCCUAUGGGAAAAAACUAUUUCAGUAAUAAUAUACACUUUCCUGUCCAAGGUACCUUCCCACUUUGCAAAUUUAGACUAUUAUUUAUUCUGUUUCCAUAGGUUAGAGGUUUAGACAAUUGUUUUCUCCACACACUGCCCUCAUCCUGCAUCUCACCCCUGAGCUGGCCUCCGGACCAGGGCGGGCAGCAGCAGGGACCAGCCAGCCCUGCACCCAUGGCCAGACCCAUGCAGCCCCGGGAAGGACCAAAGCACAGCCCCGUGUGGACGAGCUCCACUGACAGACCCAGCAGCAUCAGCCACAGGCAUCUUUUCCUUUGGGUUUUAGCAUUUUAAGGUAUUGUUAAGGGGAGGGGAGAAACAUUUUGCUGUUUUGACUGUUGAAAUUCAGGCUUAACUUUGCAAGCUGUUAGCUGAGAUUAUCUCUGGUAGGAUCUCACACCAUUCUUUUAGGAGAUAUGUUUUGUGUUAAAGAUGGUUUGAUAAAACUAUAUAAGCUGUUGGAAUAAACAACACAGCCUUUAAGUA